Cercospora beticola is the source of this 2184-nucleotide messenger RNA. RefSeq lists its product as uncharacterized. The record is from RefSeq and is a predicted model, not a curated record. Gene Ontology annotation, cellular component: transcription factor TFIIIC complex. NCBI's taxonomy places the organism in Eukaryota, Fungi, Ascomycota, Dothideomycetes, Mycosphaerellales, Mycosphaerellaceae. Gene Ontology annotation, molecular function: protein binding. Gene Ontology annotation, biological process: transcription by RNA polymerase III.
AUGACUUCACUAAGAUCUGCCCGGCGAAGUGGUCCGCGGAGGAGGUAUACCGUGGACGCUUUCGAGGGCAUAGAAGAACUUCAGUCUGAGAAGGAGUCUGGCGAGGAGGGCCUGAUCGACGAUGACGACGAAUUGGAUCAAGACGAUGCGGACUCUUUUCACACUGGUGCUGAGUCACCAGAGCCAAGUGACGAUGACAUGUCAGAAAUCGUGGAACUCGGAGCUGUGGAAGAGGUGGAGGACGACCUCGAUAGCAAUGCUGGAGAGCGCGACCUCGAUGACAACAUGUCCAUCGCUGAAGAACCGCACGCAGGGCCUCCAAUUUUAUCAAAGCUGCAGAAACGUAAGCUGAAGCGCUCCCGUCCAGCAGAAGACGUUGCCUACACGAGAGGCGUUCUUGACAAUGCCGAGAUCCACAACCGCAUGUCGAAACUUCGGAGGAGACUGCAUUACUUUGGACCCACCAAGGACGACUGGGAAACGCUGCUCAGAACGAGGACGAAGUGGGGCUUGGAGGCCUGCUUUCCAAGCCGGAAACCCAAGAAGGACGAUACUGGUGGAUUUGCUUUUAAUGCAGCAUACGAACGAGAAAUGGCCAAAGCGGAAGCGAAUUGGAGGUGGUAUCACAAGGACGGAGGCAAAGAGGCAUUCGUAGCGCGCCUCGUUGUCAGCGGUCUGACCAGAGAUGAGACGCAGGAGUACCUGCCACAAAAUACAGAUGGCGUGAGAUGUGUGGUCAUGGGAGGCAUCGAAGAGCAGAAGCUACAUCGAUUGCAGCCUGGGCAGUUCCUACCGCUCGCGCAGCCAUUCGAGAAGGUUCCAGCUCCUGGCCAGCAAUGGAAGGAGAAUCUUCCAAAUGAUUACAAGACUGGCUAUCUCAUCAAUCUUGGUGCGAAGAUCCAGAGCAUGGAUUGGGCUCCCAGCCAAUUCGGAGCCAAACAUUACCUGGCCGUCUCUGUCCUCCCGAAACGCGAUCCGCCGCGAUCCGCGCCCGCAUUCUCGCCACAGCCUGAAUACAAAUCGAGCAUACAGAUCUGGGAAUUCACGGCCGAUAAGACAGGGCAUAUCGCAAAGACUACACCGCCAAGGUUGUGCAAAGUUAUCUGCAUGGCAGUUGGGGACAUCAAAUCACUCAAGUGGUGUCCUGUGCCAGCCAAAGAGACUGCAGUGAUGGGCUUUAUUGCAUUCAUAUCAGGCGAUGGCGCAGCCAGAGUGCUGGGAGUCGGUAAGCCACCAGCGGACGACUCCACAGGAUAUGUACUGGUCGAGAAGUGCGCUUUCGAAGUACGACCUCCAAACACUGUCUGCUCAGGCCUCACUUGGAUCAGCUCGACCCGAAUGGCAGUCGCCUGUGCCAACGGAUGCGUUGGCAUCUGGGACAUUGCUGUGUCACUUCGAUCGUCCAAAGAGAAUCCUCGCCCGUUACUGUAUGGCAGCCUGAGCACUUCUUACAUCAUGGAUAUCUCAUCCGGAUGGCCUGGCUUCCCGCAUAUGCUCAUGACGACGUCAAUGAACGGCUUCGAGACACUUACCGAUCUGUCGAAACCACAUCCUUUUGGUCCCAGCAGUACAACGCUCUCUGCACGAAGCCGCAUUGGGCAGCCAGUCUUACUGUGGCACGAAUUCGUCAAGAGCGCAUUGAGUGCUGAGGACAAUCAGAUUGUGAGAGCUUACCCGCUCAGAAGAUGGUUCGGGACGAUUGGCUUGACGAAAUGCAAAAGUCAUGUCUCGUGCAUCGCCGUCAGUCAAUGCCAUCCGUUUAUCCUGACCGGCACUGUGGGCGGAGAAGUUUCUGGUACGAAUCCGAUACGACGCGUUGCAGACGGGGGCAAAAGUACGCUCUGGUCUCAAACAUGGUUCUCUCACGAGUGGAGACGACCUACGGAGGAAGAGGUCGCUGCUUCUGCUGAUGACGAUGAGGCAAGCGAUGCUGGUGACAAGGCUGUCAUUGGAAAAGUUGGCCUCGCCCGCUUCGUCGAAGGCUUCAAAGCUGAGAAGAUUACGCUGCAGAAUGUGAUUGGGGCACCUUCGUCGAAUGCACGAAAUGGGAUUUUGUACACCACGAUAUAUGAGGAGAAGACUGCAGUUACGGCAGUGGCUUGGAACCCGAAUCUGCAGGUCGCUGGGUGGGCUGCCGCUGGUAUGGCCGAUGGAUUGUUGAGAGUCGAGGACAUUGCUGGUUGA